This is a messenger RNA of Paramecium octaurelia, 1660 nucleotides long. Lineage: Eukaryota; Ciliophora; Oligohymenophorea; Peniculida; Parameciidae. The record is from the annotation of a GenBank genome assembly.
UGAAUUUACUCAUGUCUGAUUAAUUCGACUAGUUACAAGAAAACAUUGUUCAAAAUGAUGUACCUGAAAAUAAGGACCAAGAGCUAUUUGAUUAAAUGGCCUCCAGAGAAUACAAAGAUAAAAAACAAAAUUUCUAAAUUGAGGAAGACGAUGGCGAAAUUUAAGAUCAACCAGUUAGUGCUAUAUCGGAAGUUGUGAAGCCAGAAGAGAAAUAAAAGAACGUAUCUUAGAUUACAACCAAAAAUAGUCCUUUUCGAUUAAGAAAGCUGAAACAAAGAGAAUAGUACAUUAGGCAGCAUUAGAAAGAAAGACAGAAGCAUUCGAAUAAACAAAGAGUUUUGAACUUCAUAGAUCAACAUAAAUACUAUCGCAUAGAUAAUUGGUGGAUUCUGUUUGGGCAAGAUUGCAGAAAGUAGUAGGUUCAUCCGAUGAGACUAUGAAAUUUUUAGUUUCAUUUAUGAGACAAAGGAUUGAAUAAGAAGAAUUGCAAUUAAAAUAUUCCUAAACAGCUUCAUUAAACAAACUGUUUAAGGAUUUUGGUAUCAUUCUAAUAAUGUUUUAGAUGGAAGGAUUAUGCAAUGCAACUAUCCAGAAUUUUCUAAGGCAGUGAGAACGAUGGACUCUGCUAUGGAAAGAUAAACAGAUUAAAUUAAAAUAUUUAUUACAUGGAUGCAAAACCAAACAAGAGAAAGAUUGGAAUAAGAAAUGAACAAUUUUACAAAUCAAAAUAGAGGUAUCAAUAUACUUAAAUUAAAAGAAUUGGUCAAUUCUUACAAUAGGUACAAGAAAACUUUAAUAGAUUUGGAUAAAGAUGUUCUCAAAUACUAUACUAAGUAUGAUAAAAUGUACUCAAAUAUUACGAUUAAAGGAAAAAAGCCAUAAAAGGACUUUUUGAGAGCUGAAUUAAAGUAUAAAUAGGUAAUUUCAUGUUUAUGAUUAUGUGUAGGCUGCUUCUAAAUUGAUCGUAUUUUAAAGAGAGUUUGGAACUUGGCUAUUAAACAGUUGGAAUGAAUUGAAAUAAUUAGAGACUUAGAGAUUAGAUUUGGUCACUCACACCUUAGUAGAGUUUUAAAAUUAAGUGAUGAAUGUAUAUGGUAAAAUUCCAUAACAUGACUCCAUAAUUGGAGCAUUGAAUGCAGUUAAGAUUCAAUAGGAAGUACAGAAUUUGUAUUCAUCUGAUUUUGUAUUAACAAAGUAGGAAUUAGAAUAUAUUUCAACUGAGCAACAAUAGGAGUUAAUAAAAUAUUUUCAAAACUUUUAAGUAAAAUUAUAGAGAUAUAUGUGAAUAGGUGAUUGAUAAAUAUGCUGAUCAAUCUCAUCCUUUAAUUCUAAAGCAAUUUUCUGCUUAAAGAGAUGUUGGAACUAUUGGUAAGACUUGGAUCGAUACUGGAAUUAUCAUCACAGUCGACCAUUACUUUCUUACCUUUGAUGGUAAACCAACUAGGUUUUCCAAGGCUGAAAAUAAGUAUCCUCUUGAUGGAAUGAAAAUGACAACAAGGAAUGCUUUAGAGUUAGAGAUUUAAUUUGUAAUCCCCGGGUUGGUGAUGGAUUCAAAGAAGAAGUUACUAAUUCAAUUCAAGACAUCUGAUGAAUUGGAGGAAAUGAUGUAUUUUCUAGAAACAGUUGGACAGAAUAAAUUCGCAUUAAAUUGAAAUAUGUC